AUGGCGCAGUCCAGCUCCAAAUGGACUCCCACUGAGCGGAUGAUACAUGGGCGUAUAAUCAACAAAUUUCUUCCUCUAAAAAGACAUCCACAUCUGGGCCUCGAAAACACCAACUUUUCAAACCUAUACCCCGGCGAUGAGGUCUAUGUUUUCGAAGAAAGCACCGAUGGCCGCUGGCUACGCGGUUACACAUGUUGGCAGCCACUACCUGAGGACUUUAUCAGCCGUUUGAGCUCGUAUUCAGAAAAACUGCCAGAGCAGAAGUUCAAAGUGGUGGUAUUUCCUAAGAAGUUUGUGCACCUGAAUUAUGAAGAGCAGGUCACGGACCUGCCUUUUCUGGCUGCGCCUGAAAAGAGCCAGUUUGAAGGCCCACAGGUCAAUAAAGAGAUCCCAACAAUGUAUGAGCAAACUCAAGAAUGGUCUGAGACAGACGCUCUGGAGUUUGGCAGUAAGAACAUGGAAAAACCGAGCCGGCCACCCUUCCCUUACUUCCGUCUUCAGGAUUACAAUGUGGUUCAAGAGUUGACACCUAUGCUGUCUCAGCUCGUAUCGCACAUCUACUCGAUGUAUUCUUUUGGAGAGUUCGACGUGGCAGACAGCAUGUCCGAACUUUACUACAGACUCGACGACAUUCGUCUUAGGUUGCAAUUUAAGCUCACCACAAAGACCGAGCAUUUGCAACUUAUGAAGGAGCUCAGCGCCAUGUCUUACAAGAUUGCAAAGUUCAUUUCAUCGAAGAACUUAGUCAAUUCAGCUGCUGCAGAGAACAGUAGCGUCGUUGACACCUCAGGAUACGGUGCUGUGUUGACUCGUAAUAUUGAUAGCGGGAAACUUUACAAAAGAGGUGAAGUAUCUCCUCAAACACUAGCUUUUAGUACAAUGCUAUGCGCUUUAAGCAACAAUUUCCCAGCUGUUAAUACAUAUCAAAUGAAGCUCAAAGCACUUGAGAAUAAAAACUUCGAUUCUGUGGAUACGACUAGUAUUCUGGUUGACUUCAAAGACGCGGCCAGCGACCCCACUGUUAAUCCCAACUUUCAAAACCUGUCUGCCGUUAUGUUUUUGCGAGCGGGGAAGAAGACUCUUUCUGAACCUUUCAUUCUCAACAUGGAAAGGGAUGAUGUCGUUUCCAUGGACAAUAUCUCAGCUGCUCUCUUCAAUAAUAUCCCACCUAGUGAGAUCGACAACAACAAAAUUUAUCUUGUUGUGGUUUUGACUGAAACCAUAAAGGUCCAGCUAACGUCGCCUGAGUCGGGAAAAGGUUUCAGGAAGCCUUUCAUUCCGUUUUUGACAGGUCCAGAAAAUAAACUAUCACAUAUUAAAAAAGGGUUAGCUGCCGGUGUUAUUGAUAUAUCAAGGCUUUUCACUCGGAAGAAAAAGAACAAAAUGCCUGGAAAGUCGUUUAACUUCAACGUUGAACUAUUUGGAUCUUACUUCCCAACGAAACACAAAGAAAACAACAAUCCGCAGUCUAUGGUUAACGUUGGAAAUAACCCGAAUGCAGCCGCCUUGAUGAGAGCAUCAAAAGUUGAUGAAAACCAUGGAUGGGGUGAAUUGGUUGACAGAAUUAUCUCAGAUGCUACUAAAGGUGUGGCAGUAAAUCCUAGAAUCUUGUCCUUAUCCGUAACGGUUCGAGAGAUCACCGGUGAUCACGGCUUUUCAAGUGUUCUCAAAAACAAUAUGUCUGCUAUUCAGAGUGUGCCCAUUUGCUCUUACGAUACUUUGUCUAACCCUGAUGAUAGAAUAUACCUUUCCUUAGGAAAGACUUCGCUAUGCGGCUUUAAGACCCCAGACACAAAUAUAACAAGCAUAGCCAUUCAGAUUUCCUCCAGUAAUCCAAAAGUGUUUUUCAGAGUCGGCAAAAAUGAUUCGGCGAGGAAAACUUGGACUUUUGUUUCUGUCAAACCUGACGAAGCCAUCGGAGAGACUAUCAGAAUUGAUGGAUUGUCUGAGAUGCAAAACGAUGAGACUCUCAGGAUUUCUGCAUACUUGAAUGGAUUUUUGAUGGCAAAGUCGAAAUUCUAUAUUAAGAGAAACGACAGGAUAAUUGAGUACUCUAAAAAGUCGGUCUUCCAGCUCAUGUCAACUACAAGCGAACCUUUAGUUGAUUUGGAGAUUACAACAGAGUAUGUGGGCAAAAAGUUCAACGCGGACUCUGCCAUUAGGAAUUUUUUGCAUUUCUCAUAUGACUUUAAGAAAUCAUACAAUGAAUUUGAAAAAGACUGUGUUCAACUUCUGUCGGAUGUCAAGGUUACUCCUGUCAAAGAGCUUAUAAAGACUUUUGACCCUCUGUUAACCAAAUUUUUGGACGUUUUCUACGUAGCAAAUGUCCUCGAGAAGCAAAGAUCAUCUGAUGAAUUCAAAAAAGCGUCAUUUACCUCUCUAGCUUUCUUCCUUGAUAUGGUUAUCGCGCGCCAAGACAACUACAGACACUUGUUUAACGACUUUCUGGCUCAUUUCUCCAAAAGAAAAUCAGAGCUUCCAGAAAUAGGAUCCAGCUUGAUAUCAUUCGCAGCCAAGUUUUUUGCAAAUUCACAUGAAGUGUGGGACUACGAUGGUAGAGCGCUAUGUCGCGUAUCCGUGUACGUUUUGAAAUUGGCUAUGCUUCUUUCUAGUCCUCACGAGGCGGGUCUGCAAAAAGCACUAGAUGAUCUUUUCGACGGUGUUUCAGCAUUUUUCCGCCUGAGAAAGGACUCAUCAUUAGUGGAUCAAGUUCUAAUUCUGGAUGCUUUUGACGCUUGGAUACAGGUUCUUUCAAGUCAUUGUGAACCUCAAGCUCUUGUCGAUGCUUCAAUGAGCUUAUUACAAGCUUGUCACGAUAAGGAACGCGCCAACAAUAUUUACCGCCGCGCCCUCUCUGUAAGAGAACAAAAGUUUGUCGCAUCCAAGUAUCUAGUCAUGCGCCGCUUAAUCGAUGUUGCGCCCAUUCGGGAAACUUUACUUGGUUCAAAUGCCGAAAAGCCUAAGCAGCUAGAAUUUGUUGCAAAGAUGAUAGAGUGGGCUUUUGAGCCAUACUUGAAUUACAAUGGAGAACACCUCCAUUUAACAACGAUAAGAUUGGCCAAUGGCGUUUUAUUAAGCAUUGCACAAAAUGCUUCGGAAGCUGUCAAAAGGAACCUCGUAAGGCUGCUUCCAACUCUCUGCAGAUUCUUCAUUUUGGCAAGGAAGUAUUGCAAAGAAAAGGAUCACUUCAAAUAUAAGAGAACAUUCACCAAACUCUUCCCAAUCAGCUAUCCAUUCGAUGAAAUAACUGUGGACUCUAUUGUGCAAGAAGAAAUGAUGGUCGAAGUUCUGGUUGAGCUCGCAACCAUCAUCGCAACUGUGACCGAAAUGGCGGAGGACACUUUCCCCAAAUCCUUGUCAUUUAUUUCAAUCAUAGAAAUGUGUUCAGAAGAUGCGGCCUUCAAUUCAGUGUUCUAUAUUACUCAGUUUGCGAGGGAAGAUUUGUUAACAAUAGUUCAUACGAUAAAACUAUUAAUGAAGGGCAAGUUCUUCCCACAGAAAAAGUGGCUCAGCUUAAGCGAACUGUUUGCGAAGAGCUCGAUAUGUUUGUUAAAACUCUGCAAAGAUAUUUUGAUAAGGUACAAAAUUCCGAAAAUCGGCUCCGAAGAACAACUUGAUAUCAAGCUAUGGUGCGAAUGGGUCAAAGCCUUGCUUUCGCUGGGCAACCACAUUCCUUCAAACCCUACUUUGCUAGCGGAACUUCCAAGAAAAGCGUUGUUUCUCAUUGGUGGGGAUUACAGAGCUGAUGUUGCAAGAGUUAUGGAAGAAUGCUGGGAUGCUCUUGGGCAGAAUCCUGAUGGCACUAAAAUUUGGGAAAAGUAUGGCAUUGCUCGGUCUGGCGGCUAUCAAAACUACUUGAUUCGCGCUGACAAGACUUUCGUGAGAGAUAUCAUGGAAUUCACUUUCCAAAGACAUACUGAGUCCCGCAGAGUGGGAGCUAAAAUGAUAUGGGGCUCAACUGCAAACUGUUGGAAUGCAUUCGGUACGCUCGAGCCUGUAAUGAUGCAAACUACAUCAGAGCUAUGUUUUGCUCAUCAGUCUGGUAAGUUUGUUCCAACACAACAGGAGUCUGAAAACUAUGUCAAAGCUCUCUUGUAUACCGUGCGCGUUCGGAAAGAUGAUGAGCUCUUCGGUCCAGUUGUCCGCAUAUUAAAAAUGUCACGGGAAUUACUUGCAGUUCUCACGGAAUCUAGUGAAAUUCCUGACGAUAAAGAGUUUGAUGAUGAUAGGACAGCUCACCAAAUUACUAUUUUCGGAUACUUGCUGGCGGUUAACAAACCAGAAGAAUUCCACAAGCUCGUCAAUGACCUUUUCAUUUACAACAUCAAAAAGAAGGAUAACGUUCAAGCUGCCUUAUGUUUGGAGUUACUGGCGAGAACUUACAAAUGGGACCCUAACGAUUUACUUUCGGCGACAGUAUCCCCUAUACUACCGGAACAGUCCUCGUUUCAAAGAAGAGAGUACUUGUACAAAGAAGCUGCUAGGCAUUUCCAUAAGGGCCUGAAAUUGGAAAAAGCCCUAUCCAUUUACAAAGAGCUUGCACAAGCUUACGAAAAAAUCAACUAUGACCUUGGCGGUUUGUCGCUUGUGCAUGGUAACAUUUCUAAAUUAUACGGUGAUCUGCAAACCGUAGAUAGAUUGGUUCCAACAUACUUCAAAGUAUCAUUUGCUGGUUUUGGUUUCCCAAGUUCCACAAGAAACAAAGCUUUUGUUUAUGAGGGGCUGCCGUUCGAACACAUCACUUCCAUGCAAACACGGCUUCUUGUUUCGCACCCUGGGUCUAAAAUUGUCGGAAGCCAGGAUGAAAUUAAUAAUCUGUUAGUCAAUCCUCCUAUUGGGAAAUUCAUUCAUGUUAUUGCCGUCGAGCCUCGUGUCGAAAUUUCUGAUGCUUUCACAAACAAAUCGAAGAAAGAAAACGCGAACAACAAAAUUAGACUGUACAUUGAAAACAGAGAUCUGGACACUUUCUGUACCUACAGAAUGUUACCUGGCGCAACUUCCGCAACUGACUUGUGGGUGAAGGAACUAACCUAUAAAACUGAUUCGACGUUCCCCACAUUGAUGAACAGAUCUGAAAUCAAAAACGAAAGCUCUAAAACGCUUUCUCCUGUCGAGAAUGCUAUUAGAUCUAUGCAGCUGAAGAUUCAGGAUUUAACGGGUCUUGAAGAUACAUCGCAUAAGCUAAUCAAAGAAAACGGUGAUUAUUCUGCAAUUUUCCCCGAGCUGUCAAGAAACAUUAGUGGAACAAUCGACUCCCCAGUCAAUGGUGGAGUUUCUCAGUACCGUGAAUUCUUUAUACAAAAAGACAUUGAAGCAUGCGACGAAAGCCAACUCAACUUGCUGCGGUCAACAUUUGAUGAGCUCGCCAACAUUCUGAACAGAUGUCUAACUUUACAUGGACAACUGUGCCACGGGCAUAUGAAGAAGUCUCACGAAAUGUUGCUGAACUUGUUCCAGAAAAACUUUUGUGACGAAAUAGAGAGGAAUAGCAUAGUAAUUGGCGAAGGAGAAUUCGACCUUAUUAGCAGAAGCACAACAAAUACUGCUACUGAGAAUAAUACUCAAAUUUCUACGGAGUCACACCAAGAUGGGGUUAGUCUCCAAAAGCCAGUUAUGUCUAGCGCCCAAUCUAUAACCUCAAAUGGAAGCGGCCAUAGCAAGGCAAGCGCUGAAACAAUUGCGAAAACUUUCAGCUCACAGCCUUAUACAAGUACCACUGCAGCAUCAAGAAGCUCUGUUCCGUCAUCCAAGCUGAGUAUGUUCAGGACCGGGAUGAACAAAAAAUUCUUAAAGAGCUCAAAAGCAAAGACUCAAAAAUAA
Molecule: messenger RNA, 5820 nt
Organism: Lachancea thermotolerans CBS 6340
Lineage: Eukaryota; Fungi; Ascomycota; Saccharomycetes; Saccharomycetales; Saccharomycetaceae
Gene: DCK1
Product: guanine nucleotide exchange factor DCK1
Exons: 1
Coding region: 1-5820 (1939 amino acids)
Biological process (GO): small GTPase-mediated signal transduction
Cellular component (GO): plasma membrane; cytoplasm
Molecular function (GO): guanyl-nucleotide exchange factor activity; small GTPase binding
Source: RefSeq, a predicted model, not a curated record